Messenger RNA from Chenopodium quinoa (quinoa), 964 nucleotides. RefSeq names its product anthranilate N-benzoyltransferase protein 2-like. Bases 25 to 669 code for a protein of 214 amino acids. The transcript has a single exon. Gene Ontology annotation, molecular function: acyltransferase activity, transferring groups other than amino-acyl groups. The record is from RefSeq and is a predicted model, not a curated record. Lineage: Eukaryota; Viridiplantae; Streptophyta; Magnoliopsida; Caryophyllales; Amaranthaceae.
AUACAAUAUAUUAUAUCAGGUGAGAUGGAGACAGAAGAGUGCGUCUUCCAAAUCACAAAACAACAAAUGAGUACUUUAAAACUACAAGCAACAUCACCCGAAGGUACCAGGCUAAGUACAUUUGAGGUACAAGCCGGGCAUGUGUGGCGCAGUGUAUGCAAGGCGCGUGGAUUAGCAGAUGAUGACGACGUCAAACCUUACAUACCCAUAGAUGGACGAUCAAGAUUGAAGGAUAGAACACUGCCACAAAAUUAUUGCGGCAAUAUCCUCUUACACGCAGUUUGUGUAGAAAAAGUAAGGGAUGUAACCACAAAACCAUUAUGGUUUGCCGCAACUAAGGUUCGAGAGGCAGUGAAAAAAUUGGACGAUAUAGAGUACUUAAGAUCGUCCAUUGAUUAUGUCGAAUCACAUCCAGAUAUAGCGGCUAUUACUCUUGGGCCUCAUACUUUUACUUCCCCAAACCUCACAAUUAACUCUUGGGCAAGAUUGCCUUGUUUUGAAGCUGAUUUUGGGUUGGAUGGACCAAAGUUUGUGGAAAUUAAUGGAAUCAAAUAUGAAGGAAUAACAUACAUUACAUCAAGUCCAAAUGGGGAUGGUAGCUUUUUAGUGGCCAUUAAGCUUUUUACCCCUGAUAUGAUACUCUUCAAAAACUACUUUUACAACUUCUAAAUAAUGUAUUACCUUCUCUGUCCCAAAAUUUUCGUGCCCGUAUUCUAUCUUGGGUAGUAUUCUAAAAUGUUGUGUUUAUUUCUAAUCUUUCUAUUUUUAUUUCAAGGAAAUUACUUCUAUACCCCCUUGUACUUUUCACCUUUUCUUAUAAUAAACUCUGCUAAAUAUUUUUUAUGCGGAUGCAAUUGUUCAAUACGAAUUCCUUGAUGAAGAUUUUUGGUUUAUUAAAUUUUUUGUGAGGAAUUUUGCGAUUUAGCAGAGUUCCUGCCUCCCUUUAGCAUAUUCAGGAGCGGGC